This is a messenger RNA of Carassius auratus (goldfish), 1778 nucleotides long. Its product is annotated as fibroin heavy chain-like. The record is from RefSeq and is a predicted model, not a curated record. Gene Ontology annotation, cellular component: extracellular region. NCBI's taxonomy places the organism in Eukaryota, Metazoa, Chordata, Actinopteri, Cypriniformes, Cyprinidae. The coding region runs from base 328 to 1608 and encodes 426 amino acids. The transcript is spliced from 6 exons. Gene Ontology annotation, molecular function: peptidase inhibitor activity.
GUCCAGUGUAAAAGCCUUCAGAUAAGACAGACACCACAAAACGUAAAUGGUUUGAAUGCAGCGUUCACCUCAUACAACCCCAAUCAAACACACCUGAUCAAGCUAAUCAAGGUCUUUCAUUCAGAUUACUAGAAAGCUACUGGCAGGUGAGUUUGAUCUGAGUUGGAGUUGACCUAAUCUCCUUGGAUCUUUAAAACCCCAUUUACAGAUGGUGCUGUCACAACAACACAUUUAUUUUUGUUAGUUUUGUGUGCUUCACUGUUAGCUCUUUCUGGCACACCAAUUCAUUUUCCAGUGGAGACCAUUGUGAGAUCGUAGGCUGGGAGGAUGACAUCUCAAGUGUAUUGCUUGUUUGGUUCGGUUUUAUUGUGUCUGUUUGGAAGCUUGACCAUAACCGAUGCUACUCUAGGUUUGAGCCGUAUUGCCAAGCUGGUGGAGCUGACGGACGUGCUGUCCAAUCAAAGAUGUUCUUCUGAUGGUCGUGUUUCCAGUGAGCCUGGUUCAAUGAAACCAGGUCAAUGUCCUGACCCAAAGAACAUUCCACUGUCUGCUAAAAACUGUGUCCAUGAUGGUCAAUGUCCUGACCCAAAGAACAUUCCACUGUCUGCUAAAAACUGUGUCCGUGAUGGCCAGUGUCCUGCCACACAAAAAUGUUGCCCAACCAACAGUGGCCAUGGAUGCAGUGAACCAAGGGGUGCCGGACAGGGCCAGGGAAGCGGUCAGGGCGCCGGACAGGGAAGUGGACAGGGCCAGGGAAGCGGACAGGGUGCCGGCCAGGGAAGCGGACAGGGUGCCGGUCAGGGCCAGGGAAGUGGACAGGGUGCCGGACAGGGCCAGGGAAGCGGUCAGGGCGCCGGACAGGGUGCCGGCCAGGGAAGUGGACAGGGCCAGGGAAGCGGACAGGGCCAGGGAAGCGGACAGGGUGCCGGCCAGGGAAGCGGACAGGGUGCCGGCCAGGGAAGCGGACAGGGUGCCGGCCAGGGUGCCGGACAGGGCCAGGGAAGCGGACAGGGCCAGGGAAGCGGUCAGGGCGCCGGACAGGGAAGCGGUCAGGGCGCCGGACAGGGCCAGGGAAGCGGACAGGGCGUGGGUCAGGGAAGCGGCUACGGUCAGGGAACAGGUAGUGGACAGGGAGUUGGUCAGGGAAGCGGCUACGGUCAGGGAAGCGGCUACGGCCAGGGAUCUGGUAUUGGUCAGGGAAGCGGCUACGGCCAGGGAUCUGGUAGUGGACAGGGAGUUGGUCAGGGAAGCGGCUACGGUCAGGGAAGCGGCUACGGUCAGGGAAGCGGCUACGGCCAGGGAUCUGGUAGUGGACAGGGAGUUGGUCAGGGAAGCGGCUACGGUCAGGGAAGCGGCUACGGCCAGGGAUCUGGUAGUGGACAGGGAGUUGGUCAGGGAAGUGGCUACGGCCAGGGAUCUGGUAGUGGAGAGGGAGUUGGUCAGGGAAGCGGCUACGGUCAGGGAAGCGGCUACGGUCAGGGAAGCGGCUACGGUCAGGGAAGUGGCUAUGGCCAGGGAUCUGGCAGUGGACAGGGAGUUGGUCAGGGAAGCGGCUAUGGCCAGGGAUCUGGCAGUGGACAGGGAGUUGGCCAGGGAAGCGGUCUGUGAUGUGGUCAGGGAAAUUGUGGUCUUUGAAACUUUCUUGGAAUUUUGCAUAACGUCUACAGGAGAUCUUUUCAAUUCAGUGCUAUGUUCAUAAGGGUUUUUCCCUUUUUGCUCUAACAUUUCAGAGAGACUGUCUCUGCCUCCUUCCCUUAAAUAAAAAGAAAAUUGCUUGA